Molecule: messenger RNA, 1361 nt
Organism: Cyclopterus lumpus (lumpfish)
Lineage: Eukaryota; Metazoa; Chordata; Actinopteri; Perciformes; Cyclopteridae
Exons: 4
Coding region: 250-1176 (308 amino acids)
Source: RefSeq, a predicted model, not a curated record
CGCAUGUCGCUCCGCAUCUCUCUGCAGUGGCUCAGAAUGAAUCGGAGGUCGUAUUAAAAAAGGAAAAAAGAAUAAAACCGUCUUCUGGAGUUUUUUUUCUCAAUUCGUCCCGGGUCAUCUCCGCCACGUUAACCGCGACCGGAACCGGAAUGGAGGGAAAAUAGCGGUUGAAAAAAAACGAUGUAUUUCUUAGUCAACUAGCUAGCAAGCUAACCGGCUAGCUAGCUAGCUGACGUCAGCAGCACCAACAUGUACUUUCUUUACACGAUCCUCGCGUCUUUAGUUGCUUUUUUCAUCAUGAAAUGGAUGAAAAAGAGGAGGCAUUGCACCGAUGUGAAAAGACUCGAUGGCAAAACAGUUGUUAUUACAGGUGGCAAUUCUGGCAUCGGCAAGGAGUCGGCCGUUGCCUUGGCAGCGAGAGGCGCCCGCGUCAUCGUCGCAUGCAGGGACCCCGACAAGGCUGAGAAGGCCGUGAGGGAGAUCAAGUUCAGGAGCCGCAGCCUCAACGUCCUUCACAUGGAGCUGGAUCUCGCCAACCUGCGCUCCGUGCGCGAGUUCUGCAAGAGCUUCCUGCAGAGAGAGAAGAGGCUCGACAUCCUGAUCAACAAUGCAGGCAUGCCCGGUGUCCUCGAAUGGACGGACGACAGCUUCAGCAUGUGUUUUGGCGUCAACCACCUGGGCCACUUCCUCCUCACCAACCUGCUUCUGCCUCGCCUGAAGGACUGCGCCCCCAGCCGCGUGGUCACCCUCACAUGCUCCAGCUACAAAUACCAGAAACUGGACUUCCAGGACCUCAACUACAACCUGCUGCCCUUCUUCACCUACUGCCGCAGCAAGCUGGCGAACAUCUACUUCAGUCAGGAGGUGGCCCGCAUCACCGAAGGGAAAGGAGUGACCUCCUAUGCCGUGCACCCUGGUUUUGUCCAAAGCGGGUGGACGUGCCACUACUCCGUCCUGUUCCGCAUGCUGAUGCAGGUCAUCAUGUGGAUGUUCUUCGUGCCGUGUGAGGUUGGGGCUCAGACGGUCAUCUACUGCGCCGUAUCAGAUGAAGCUGCCAAACACAACGGGGGUUACUUCGCCGACUGCCGAGCGGCGACUCUGCGUCCUUUCGCCAGAGACGCUGGUGUGGCCAAAAAACUCUGGGAGGCCAGUGAGAGACUGGUGAAACUGACCUGAUGGUGGUAACUAGGGGGGGGGGGGGAUUCUUAGAGUUGUUCACGGUCAUGUCCUUUUUUUUUUUUAAUGUUUGUGUUCUUCAUUCACAUUUCUGAUGUGUACAAUGCAGAUGUAAAUAUUGGUUUUAUGUGCUUGUGUAAUUUAAGAGGAAAUGUUUUUGCACAAAAUAAAAGACUUUACAAUGA